AUGAUUUACUCUUUAUACAUUAUCAAUAAAGCAGGCGGUCUUGUCUACCAAAAAGAUUUCGGCGGCCAUCUCGAAAAACUAUCGAGUAAUGAAUAUUUGGUUCUGGCAGGCACAUUUCACGGUGUUCAUGCCAUCACAAGCAAAAUCUCACCUGUACGAAACUCCUCUGGCAUUGAGAUGUUGGAGGCUGAAAAUUUCAAGCUAUAUUGUCACCAAACACUAACAGGCACGAAAUUUUUAUUGAUAACUAACCCUCAGAUUAAUAAUGUGGAGCCCUAUAUGAAGAAAAUAUAUAAUUUAUACAGCGAUUUUGUGAUGAAGAACCCUUUUCAUACACCAGAAAUGCCUAUACGUUCUGAUCAUUUCGACCAGUCUUUACUGAAGUUUAUCAAUGGAGCAAUGCACAAUUAA
Mycotypha africana is the source of this 411-nucleotide messenger RNA. RefSeq names its product Sybindin-like protein. The coding region runs from base 1 to 411 and encodes 136 amino acids. Gene Ontology annotation, cellular component: TRAPP complex. NCBI's taxonomy places the organism in Eukaryota, Fungi, Mucoromycota, Mucoromycetes, Mucorales, Mycotyphaceae. The record is from RefSeq and is a predicted model, not a curated record. The transcript is spliced from 3 exons. Gene Ontology annotation, biological process: endoplasmic reticulum to Golgi vesicle-mediated transport.